CAUGGAGACGGGAUGCGGACGGGCGGGAGGAGGAGGCGGGAGCUGAUUGGCUGGCACCGCCUCCCCCCGGCGUUGCCACGGCGACGGGAUGCGGACGGGGGGAGGAGGAAGAGGAGGAGGCGGCGUCCGCAGGCGGGAGGAGGAAGGAAUGGCACAGGGAUAACGUCCGUCCUCGCUCUGUUCUGCAGCCACUGGUGGUGACAGGAGGAUCCAGCCUCUCCUGGAUCCAUGGCAUUUGCACCUCCCAAAACCAUGGACGGCUCCAAGCUCCAGUUCAAGCUGAGCACGUGGACUCCCCUGAACCACCAGCUCAUGAAUGACAAGGUGUUUGAAGAAAGAAGAGCCCUGCUCGGAAAAUGGUUUGACAAGUGGACAGAUGGCCAGAGGAGGAGGAUCCUGGUGGACCUGCUGGAACGCUGCUCCCUGUCCCAGCAGAAAUUCUGUGCCAAGCAGCUCCAGGCCCGAGUCCCCACCGAGGCUGUCGAUUUUACCACGAGGCUCCCUCGAGUCCUGUCCUUGUACAUCUUUUCCUUCCUGGAUCCACGGAGCCUCUGUCGAUGUGCACAGGUGAGCUGGCACUGGAAGUACCUGUCGGAGCUGGAUCAGCUGUGGAUGCUGAAGUGCCUGCGUUUCGGGUGGUUCAUCAACUUCUGCCCGACCCCCUUCGAGCAGGGCGUCUGGAAAAAGCACUACAUCGAGAUGGUGAGGGAGCUGCGCGUCACCAGGCCCAAGACUCCUUCCAAGGACGAGUUCAUAGUUAUCGAUGUGCAACCAGUAAAAAGCAACGUCCCAGAGAGGAAACUUUCUGUGGCAGGACGGGGGACAACCAGGGGGAAAAAGGAGCUCCCUCCUUGGCGUUCAUCCGACAGGAAUCCCACGGACACCAUCCGGUACAACUACCUGGACAACUACGACCCCAUCGAGCAGGCCAGGCAGGCGAGGAGGAAGGGAGGAGGGCGCACCCCAGACCUGAGCAGGCAGGAGGCUGAGAGGAAGAGGAGAGGGGCUCGUGGAUCCAAUCAGCUCCGGAAGGUGAAAUCCCUGUUGUCACUUUGUGCCGAUCUCGAGUCUCUCCCAAAGCCACCAGUUCGUCCCAGCUGGGCCACACCUCAGCAAACUGGGAACUUGCCCUCCAAGGCAGCAGCCAAGGCCCUGGUCCAGAGCUCCCGCUGGAACGCCGGGAUCCGGCCGGGACCCGUCCGAGCUCCAAAACCACGGGAGAGAGGAACUGGAGAUGGCACCAGGAUGGGCACCAGGUCCCCAUCACCUCCUCUGUUUGAGGCUCAGCCCUGGCACAUUCCUUCAUCCAACCAAGGAUCUGACACAGAGUAAGGGAGGACCCAGAGUAUCCUUCAUUCCAGCAGAACGGGAAUUCAUCCACCUGGCACUGGGGAAACAACGGGGAUGCUCCUGCUGCGCUUUGGGGUCGGAACCUGUUUUCCUGUCACUGGUGCGACAUUCCCUUUUCCUUAUGGAUUCUGGAAAACACAGCAGGACUUCCAACCAGGAAGCACCAGAGAGUGCAAGGGAAAAGCACGGGAGAAAGGAGAGUCAGGGGAAACGCUCCAAGGACAACCUGGUUAGGGAUGUGCUGGAGACAGAAUUCCUUUCUCAUGUUAAACAAAGGAAUUCUACCUUUUCCAUCGUGGUCCUGAGAAGGAAAUCAAAUCCCACUCUCUUGCACACGGAUCCAUGGGGAGCUGGAAUUGAUCACUGAAGAGACUGGGAAUCCCGUGCGCUCUCUCUCUCUCUCUCUCUCUUUGGGCUUUUCCGCAGUUUGGGGAAUUCCCAGGAAACGGAACAAAGAGCAGCUUUUAAGGAUAAGGGGACUGAAAGCACAGCAGCUGUAACUCAUCCCAGAGAGCUGGGACGAAACGGAACCUUUCCAUUCAUUGGGAAAAAUCAUGGCAUGCACAGGAAUCCUCAGCAUUUAUGGACAAAAAUCACAUUUCCGAAGAAAUCCCAGACACCAAGCACGGAAUCCCAGAAUUAAGGUUGGAAAAGACUUUUUAGAUCAUCAAAUGCAGCACCACACCCAUAGUCCUUAAACCACGUCCACAGGGGCCACAUCCACAGGUUUUUUGGGCGCUCCCAGGAAUGGCGACUCCAUUCAGCGCUUUCCAACCCUUUCCAUGAAGAAAUUGUUCCUUAUGUCCAACCUAAUCCUCCCAUGGGGCAACUCGAGGCCCUUUCAGCACAGAUGAGGAGCAAACUUCUGCUCUGAGAGCAGAUUAUUCUGUGUCACUGGAGGGUUUCCGGGGUUUUCGCAACACCAGGCACCGGGCACGGCAUCCCAUGGAUGGAGAGCAUCCAGGGGGAGACUCUUCCCAUGGGAACACGUGAAUUCCAGCUCCGAAUCACUGGUUUGACAACUCAGUGCAUGUCCCUCUCCCAGACUUUGGGGUUUUUCCUUUUUCUGGUUUUCCUGGGUGCUUGGAAGGCCUAAGAGCUGACGAGUCCGAGCUGUCGCCUCCCAAAAAAAUCAGCCAGGAACUUGCAGGUGGGAAUUAUCUUUGGAUCUGUUGAUUAUGCAGAAGACCAGACUGAUGAAUUUUGAUUAAGGAAGCGAAAUUUUGAGCAUUUAAAGUGAGGUGGAGCAAACCCCAUCCAAAAUAUUCAUCAGCACCGUUCCCUGGAACUGCAAAUCUCUCCUCACCAGUUUUUUUUUUCCUAGGAAACCAAGUUAAACGAUUGCUCCAUGGGUGCUUCCUUGGCUUCCUAAAUCCAAGCUUCUUUUGGCUUCCAUUAGGCAGCAGCUGGGGUCAGAUCCAUGUUACAAACAUGGAAAUGAUGUAACCCUGCAGCAGUGGUUUCUCUCUUCCCAUCAGUAUCCCCUGGAAUUGUACAAUUCCCAGGAUCUGAGUGGUCUUGGAGGUGAGUCUUGGAGAGGCACUGUGCCUUUGCUGUGUCAGAUCAUAUUUUAAGUGCUCACUGCACAUUUUAAAGCUUAAACCUUCUCUGAUUUGUAAUUUUUUUUGUAUUUAUGAUGCCGUAAAAUAAUAAAUACGAAUGCCCAGGAAUGUGUUAAGUCAAUUAUCCCUGGAAUACCAGCAGACCUACAGAAUGCACCCCCUGUUAAUCAGAAUAAAAUCCUGUAUACUUACGCUGUA
Corvus hawaiiensis (hawaiian crow) is the source of this 3110-nucleotide messenger RNA. It is a transcript of the gene FBXO16, whose product is annotated as F-box protein 16. Gene Ontology annotation, molecular function: protein binding. The coding region runs from base 229 to 1332 and encodes 367 amino acids. Lineage: Eukaryota; Metazoa; Chordata; Aves; Passeriformes; Corvidae. The record is from RefSeq and is a predicted model, not a curated record. The transcript has 9 exons.